CUCAUCCAUCCCCAAUUUGAUUUCCAAUCAUCUCUCUCCCACUCCCAUCCCAUUGUUGGAUUCAUCGAAUCAAUCAUGUACUCAUCCAACUCCAACUCCACCGACUACCAGAAAUUCUCCGAUGCCACGGCAUCUCCGCCGCGUGAUUACACCACUCCGACCGGGAUCCCGGUCAGCUCCACCCAGACAUUUUACACCGAGAAGCCCGAGCCGAGGCCUCCUCUUCCCCCCAAGCCUCAGGUGCCAUGGUCCACCGGCCUCUGCGGUUGCUUUUCCGAUGUCCGCAACUGUUGCUUGACGUUCUGGUGCCCCUGCAUUACAUUUGGCCGGAUUUCUGAGAUCGUCGACAAAGGAUCCAGCUCUUGUAUUCAGAAUGGAGCACUGUACACAUUGAUAGCGUGCGUGACCGGGUGCCCGUGCUUCUAUUCGUGUUUCUACCGCUCCAAAAUGAGGCAGCAAUACUCCCUCCACGAAUCUCCCUGCUGCGACUGCUUGCUUCAUUGCUUCUGCGAAUCUUGUGCUCUCUGCCAAGAGUAUCGCGAGCUUAAGAAUCGUGGAUUCGACAUGACCAUCGGAUGGCAUGGAAAUGUGGAGAGACAGAAUCGCGGAAUAUCCAUGGCUCCAAUCGUUGAAGGCGGAAUGACCAGAUAAUUAUAUUUAUGCAAUUUUCUCUACAUAUAUAAUGCUUUCAGUUCCAUGAAAAUCUCGUGUGUGUUUUUCUACUGUAAACCAAGUACUUCAACUUUGUUGCACUAAUAACUUAUGGAGCGUGUAUAUAUAUAUAUAAUGUGUGUUUUCUACA
This is a messenger RNA of Salvia hispanica, 802 nucleotides long. RefSeq names its product protein PLANT CADMIUM RESISTANCE 2-like. Lineage: Eukaryota; Viridiplantae; Streptophyta; Magnoliopsida; Lamiales; Lamiaceae. The record is from RefSeq and is a predicted model, not a curated record.